Molecule: messenger RNA, 13785 nt
Organism: Procambarus clarkii (red swamp crayfish)
Lineage: Eukaryota; Metazoa; Arthropoda; Malacostraca; Decapoda; Cambaridae
Gene: kst
Product: spectrin beta chain, non-erythrocytic 5 kst
Biological process (GO): actin cytoskeleton organization
Cellular component (GO): cell projection; plasma membrane; cortical actin cytoskeleton
Molecular function (GO): phospholipid binding; actin filament binding
Source: RefSeq, a predicted model, not a curated record
UUGAGGGACUAAGCUGUGCCCCGCUUCUCUGCACCUGUAGAUUAGAAGUGUGAAACGACCUCCAUUUCACUGGAUUAACCUACUCGAGGGUGAAGUGUAUCCGAGUCGAUGAGCGGAGUGCCAUAUUGGGCGUGAAUACCGGUGUGUUAUAGUGUGAGAAAGCCUGGGAAUACUGAGCCUUGGGGAAGGAGAAGGAGGUGGUCGUCUCAACCUACUUGACGAGGGCCCAUGCGGGUCACCCCACGUCUCUCAGAGUUAGAAAGGAUGGUGAGGUAGGGGGAGCGAGAUGACGGCCCUCACCACGCGCGAGGACGCCCUCCGCCAGUUUGAGACUGGUCGCAUCCAGCACUUGCGGGAGGAACGUCUCGGUAUACAGAAGAAAACCUUCACAAAAUGGAUGAACUCCUUCCUCAUCAAGGCGCGGCUGGAGGUGAUGGACCUCUUCACCGACCUGGCCGACGGCAAGAUGCUGCUGAAGCUGCUGGAGAUCAUCUCGGGGGAGAAGCUGGGCAAACCCAACAACGGCAGGAUGCGCGUCCACAAGAUUGAGAAUGUCAACAAGUCUCUGGCAUUCCUCCACACCAAGGUGCGGCUGGAGAGUAUUGGCGCAGAGGACAUCGUGGACGGCAACCCGCGGCUCAUCCUCGGCCUCAUCUGGACAAUCAUCCUCCGCUUCCAGAUCCAGGAGAUCGAGAUAGACGUGGAUGAAGAAAAUGAGAGCAGCGAGAAGAAAUCGGCGAAAGACGCGCUGUUGUUGUGGUGUCAGAGGAAGACAGCGGGCUACCGGGGGGUCAGCAUCGAGGACUUCUCACGAUCCUGGAGGGAUGGCUUGGGUUUCAAUGCCCUUAUUCAUGCCCAUCGGCCAGAUAUCAUAGACUACAAUUCCCUGAUCCCAAAGAAUCACAUUGAUAAUCUCAACAAUGCCUUUGAUGUGGCUCACAACGAGUUGGGAAUUGCCAAGAUUCUCGACGCUGAAGAUGUGGAUACAAGCAAACCUGACGAGAAGUCUAUCAUCACGUACGUGGCCUCGUACUACCACACCUUUGCUCGUAUGAAGAAUGAGUUAAAAGGAUCAAAGAGAAUUGCCAAUAUUAUGAAUCAAAUGAAAGAUGUGGAUGACUGCAAGUCUAAGUAUGAGAAGAUCACCACCACCCUGCUGGAGUGGAUCAUCAUGAAGAUUGUUGAGCUUGAUAGUCGAAAGUUUCCCAACUCCCUCGAUGGCAUCCAAAAGUUGCUCAUCCACUUCAAAAAAUACAGAACCGAAGAGAAGCCACCCAAGUACAAAGAAAGAAGUGAAAUAGAAGCACUUUUUUUCUCCAUUAAUGCAAGCCUUAAAGCUUUGAACCAGCCUGCAUACAUCCCCAAAGAUGGACAGUUAGUUCACGACAUUGAGCGAGAGUGGAACAAUCUAGAGAAGGCCGAGCAUCGACGGGAGGUAGCCCUCAGAGAUGAACUACUAAGGCAAGAAAGGCUUGAGCAACUUGCUUAUAAAUUUGACAAAAAGAGUGUUCUUCGAAAAGGUUACUUGGAGGAAAUGAUCCAAGUGUUGAGUGAUCCACGGUACGGAAGUAACUUGGCUCAAGUCGAGGCUACUGUCAAAAAGCACGAGGCCAUCAGUGCUGAUAUUCUUGCAAGGCAAGAAAGAUUUGAAGAUUUAACUAAAAUGGCUGAUGAGUUGGAUGUAGAAAAUUACCAUGGUAAGGUAGCUAUUCGUAAGAAGGAGAAAGAUAUCUUGAGAAAAUGGAGUGAACUCUUGGAUCUUCUCAAUAAACACAAGAUUCACCUACAAAACUGCUGUAUUCUUGUUGGUAUCAUGAGAGAGGUAGACACCAUCACUGCAUCAAUCAAGGAACUUGAAGUGAACUUCUGUUCCGGUGAUGUUGGUAGACACUUGCUUGCAGUGGAGGAUUUGCUGCAAAAACAUUCGUUAAUGGAGUCUCAAGUGCACUCCAUGGGCGAGACAAUUAAGCGUCUAAACAAGCAGGGUGAAGCGUGCAUGACGUCGGUACACAAGGAUGCACCAUUGCUUCAGAAAAGAUUGCAAGAGCUCAAUCAAGGGCAACAGGUUCUUUUGAAGAAGGCUGCAGAAAGGCGCUUGAAAUUGGAGGAAGCAAGAGAUCUGUUCCAGUUUGAAGUAGAUAUGGAAGAGGAGGAGGCUUGGGUUAUUGAGAAACAGAGAAUAUGUCAGGCAGGAGUAACUGCAAAAGAUAUACGAGCAGUUAUCUCCCUCCAGCAGAAACACAAGCAAGAUGCUCCCCUUAAGGCUUUAGAAGAUGAAAUGCGUGCCCGUCGUCCUAAGGCAGAGAAAGUCAUGAGAUCAGGAGAAGCACUGUUCAAGGCUGGUCAUCCUGACGCUAAGGCCAUUAGUGAACGUAUUGCCGCUCUGAAAGAGAAGUGGCGGCGUCUAGACCAGUACGCAAGUGAUCGGCGGAAACAACUGGAAGACGCAGCUGAAGCAUGCUUGUUUAAUGCUGAUGCCAAUGAGGCCGAAUCAUGGAUCAAGGAAAAGCUGCCAUUGUGCCAGUCAAAGGACUACGGUGAGGACGAGCCCAGUGGUCUGGCUCUGCUGCAGCUACACACUCGACUGGAGGGAGAAAUUAAGGCCUACGAGGGAGAUAUCAAGGCAGUAAAUAACCAAGGGCAGAAGCUCAUGAAGUCAGGAAUAUCUGUUUUAAAUCUAACGUCACAGCAGCAGAACAUAGGAGACGAGGAGGAGUAUGAGUGGGUAGAUGAAGUGAAGAUGGUUCCUCAGGAAGUUAUGGUCGAGGAAAUUGUGGAGAAAAUUGAAGAGAUAAGUGUUACAGAACAGCGAGAGUUGCCUACUGUCAUUGCUAGGUACUCCUUCCAAGGUCAAGGAAUGCACAUGGGCAAAGGAGAGACGAUGUUCCUGAUCAACAAAACCAACCAAGAUUGGUGGAAUGUACGUAAAAGUACUGGUGAAGAAGGUUUUGUUCCUGCCAAUUAUGUCAGGGACAGUGAACCAAAGAAAAUUAAUGUUCGGGUUAAAAAGGAAGUUAAAGUUCCCGAGAAGAGAAUGGUACCGAAGACCAGAAUGGUAAAGAAAACUGAAAGAGUGAAGAAGAGGAAGCCUAAGGCACCUCCUCGAAAUAAACGAGGCUUCGAUGAACCAGAGACGGUUGAAAAACGUUUGCAGUUAAUUAAUUCAUCUUAUGGGGAUUUGUGUGAACUAGCCCAAAAGAGACACUUGUAUCUGGAAGAAUCUAUAAAACUUUUCUCCUUCUUGAGAGAGUGUCAAGGUUUUGAGACAUGGAUGAGGGAAAAAGAAAAGCUCCUUAAGAAGGAUGAGAAGGGUGAUGAUGUAGAGACAGCUAAGCAGAAGUUUGAGCAGUUCCUCACAGAUUUGUCAGCUGCAAGCAGAAGGAUUGAAAUAAUUGAUAAAAUGGUCAAAGACUUUGAAGCCACGGGACACAGUCAGUUAGAAAAGAUCAAGGUGCGGCAAAAGCAAAUCCAUGACCAGUGGGCUCACCUCAAUCGUCUGAAGCAGCAAAAAGAACGUAGUCUUGAGGGAGCAUCCAGUGUAGAGCUGUUCCAUCGCACCUGUGAUGAAACCAGGGACUGGAUGGUGGAGAAGAUGGAGAAGCUGGACACUGAUGAACUGGGUCGAGAUUUGAAAACGGUGCAGUCUCUCCAGCGUAAGCAUGAUCAGCUAGAGAGAGAAUUGGCACCAGUGGAAGAAAAGGUACGACGAGUGAACCUUCUUGCCGAUUCGGUGAAGGCUUCGUAUCCACGAGAAAGACAUGCCGUAGAGGCGCGGCAAGAGGAGGUACAACAAUACUGGGGGCAGCUGAAAGGCAAAGCUGUAGAGAGGAGAAACCGCCUUGAGGAAGCUGUUGGUCAGCAGAUCUUCCUCAACUCGGCCAAAAGUCUUAUUAAUUGGGUUGGUGACGUUAAAAAUGCCCUGAAUUCUGACGAACCUGCACGAGAUGUUACAACUGCGGAGCAUCUUCUCAAAAGUCACCAAGAUCUUGGAGAUGACAUAAGAGCUCACCAAGAUGAAUUCACGGAGCUCAGCCAGCUUGGAGAGAAACUUGUCAAGAGGAAUCCUGACUUCAGUGAAGUGCAAGAAAAGAUGGCAUUACUAGGGGAGGAGCAGCGUGCUAUACAUCGUGGCUGGCAGGAGAAAGGAGACUGGCUGAGGCAGUGUAUGGACCUUCAGCUCUUCAAUAGAGAAGCAGAUCAAAUUGAUGCUGCUACAAGUUCCCAUGAAACCUUCCUCGACUAUAAAGACCUCGGGGGCACCUUGGAUGAUGUUGAAGCACUGAUGAAACGUCAUGACGACUUUGAGAAUACCCUCAUGGCACAGGAUGAACGGCUGCGAACAUUUAGCGAGAUGGCAGAUAAGCUAAUUGCAGCUGAACACUAUGAUGCUACAUAUAUAAAUGAACGCAGGGAUCAGGUGCGUGACAGACGAGCUGCUGUAAAGGAGCGAGCUCAGGCUAGACGUGAACAACUGAAUGGUUCCAUCGCCUAUCAGCAGUUCAAGGCAGAUGCAGAUGAUUUUGAGAAGUGGAUGGCUGAUAAAAAGAAGCUGGCAGAUGAUGAAUCCUACAGAGACCUCAAUAAUUUGGAGAGGAAAAUGCAGAAGCACGAAGCAUUUGAAAGGGAACUUCAUGCUAAUGAAGGUCAGCUGCGACGUCUCAACAAGACUGGCCAAGAUCUGAUAGGCAUGAAGCACUAUCAGUCUGAUGACAUCAAAAACACUUUAGAUGACCUAAAUAAAAAAUGGAGAGAUCUCUGCUCCAAGACAGAGGAGAAAGGAAUGAAGCUUCAUCAAGCCAGUAAUCAGCAUGGCUACAAUAAGAACUUGGAGGAAACUGAGAAAAGUUUGGAUGCUCUGGAAACUGCACUUAAAAAUAAGGAUGUUGGGUCAGAUCUGCGGUCAUGCAAGGACCUCAUGAAUAAACAGCAGAAUUUAGAAAAUGACAUGCACACCAUGGAGAGGAAGAUUAGUGAUACGUGUGCUGUUGGCGACCAGAUGGUGCAGGACGGCCACUUUGAUGCUGCCAACAUACAAGCAUCGUGUAUAUCUGCUAAGAAUAGGUUUAACAAGUUGAAGGAGCCAGCAGCCAGGCGUCGUGCAGACCUUGAAGAAUCGCUUAGAUGGCACGAGUUCAACUUUGAGCUUGAUGCUGAGAUGCAGUGGAUCAAGGAACACAUGCCACUAGCCACAUCAAAAGUACUUGGGCAAAAUCUGCACGAGGCACAAAAUCUAAACAAGAAGCACAUCAAAUUAAAAGCUGAAAUCCAGGGACAUCAGCCACAGAUCACCAAGACGCUGGUGAAAGGCGAUAAUCUAAUUAAAGAUCGGCAUCCAGAAAAGGCAUUGAUUGAGAGUAGAUGUGCAGAGCUGCAAGAAGCAUGGGAUGACCUGAUAGCAGAAGCUGACGAGCGCAGUCGAAAAUUGGAACUAAAUCUCAAAGCUCAGCAAUAUUUCUUUGAGGUUACAGAGAUUGAAACAUGGAUGAGUGAAAAGAGGAACAUCUUGCAGACCAAAGAUUACGGCAAGGAUGAAGACGUGGCCCGAAAACUCCUAACAAAGCACAAGGCUUUGGAGUUGGAAAUUGACACCUAUGGUGGUAUUGUGAAGGAGAUGGGAACGAUGGCAGACUCGAUGAUCAAAUCCAGCCACCCAGAAUCUAAAUUGAUUAAGGACAGACAACAGGUGCUAAACCAGGAACUGAAAGAUCUUCAAAAAUUAUCUGCCCAUCUUCGGCAAAAGCUAAUGGAGUCUAUGUACCGCCAUGAAUACUUCAGGGAGGCUGAGGACUUGGAGAAGUGGAUAAAUGAACAAAUGCAAACAGCAACCUCGGAGGACUUUGGCCAAGACUACGAGCAUUUGUUGCUGCUUCAGGCUAAGUUUGACGAUUUUAAGCAUCGUGUUGAGGCAGGGUCAGAACGCUUUAAUCAAUGUGAUGAACUGGCCAAGAAGCUUAUUGCCAAUGAAAGCCCCUAUGCCUCUGAAAUUGAAAGAAAACAGGAACAAUUAAGCAGUAAGGGAAGUCCGUCUUCUUCUCCCACUAAAAGCCAAGAUCCAGCCAGCCAAGUGACUGCCUACCACAAACAAGUGCGGGCUGCAUGGAAUAGUCUUCUAGAACAUAUUGAAGCCAGAGACCAAAAGUUGGAAGCUGCUGGAGAAAUUCAUCGCUUUAAUCGUGACGUUGCCGAGGCAUUGGCUCGAAUUCAAGAAAAGUACAAGUCGAUAUCAGAUGAUCUUGGCCGUGAUGUCAACUCUGUACAGUCAUUAUUGAGGAAGCAUGAAGGCUUUGAAAAUGAUCUGGUGGCCUUGGAAGCACAGUUACAGGUUCUGGUUGACGACUCUGCGAGACUCCAGGCAACUUACCCCGGCAGCAACGCCGAGCACAUAGCGGAGCAACAAACACUUGUGGUUGAUAACUGGAACAUGCUCCAGGAGAGAGCUUCAAGAAGGAAGGAUCAACUUCAUGCUGCAGCGGAUCUUCAGAGGUUCUUGGCUGAUUCUCGGGACCUACUCAGCUGGUCAAGCGACUUAAGAACAACCAUGAAGGCCGAGGAGAAAGUCCGAGAUGCUGCAAGCGCUCAGGGUUUGAAGACCGAACACGAACGCAUCAAGGCUGAAAUAGAGGCUCGAGAGGAUGAGUUCAGCAAAGUGGUUGAAGCUGGUGGUAAUAUGGUAGAGGACCGGCACUAUGCAUGUGUUGAAGUUGAGGAGAGGGUGAAUAAGGUUCUCGAUGAGCGAAACAAACUUCAUGCAGCCUGGCAACAUAAGAAGGUAUAUCUUGAUCAGUUGAUUGACCUGCAAUUCUUCUUGAGAGAUGCCAAACAGCUUGACACAAUAAGCAGUACACAGGAAGCUGCGCUCUCAUCUGCGGAUUUUGGAACAACUAUUGAACAAGUUGAUGCUCAGGUAAAGAAGCAUGAUGCCUUUGAGAAACUGGUAUAUGCUCAAGAUGAGAAGUUAGAAACUUUGAAAAACCACGGAUCAAAGCUUGUUGAACAGAACCACUUUGACUCUCCUCACAUAAAGAAGCGUAUCGAUGAGGUCGUGAUGAGACGGGCCAGGGUCAAGGAAAGUACCAAGGCUCGAAAACAUCAGUUAAAAGAUGCUCAUCUCUACGCACAGUUUAUUAGAGAUGUCAGUGAUGCAAACAUGUGGAUUGAUGAGAAGGCCAGCCACCUGGAAGCAGAGCGUCUGAAAGGAGAGGUGACGAGCUUUGAAGACAAAGUGAGGAAACUUCAGAAGCAUCAGGCAUUCAUGGCUGAACUUCAGGCUCAUGAGUGCAGCAUAAAGGAGAUAACAGAGAAAGGCUCGAUGUUGGUAAAUCAACGGCAUAAGUCAUCUGCACAGGUGAAAGAGGAAGUGGACCAUUUGGUUGAACGGUGGACACAGCUCGUAUUAGAUGCUGAGAAUCACUCUCGGGGUCUAGAGGAAGCUCAAGAUAUCCUGGAAUUCAAUACUCAAGUUGAGAAGGUGGAUGCAUGGAUUAGAGACAAGGAAAUGAUGGUGCAAGUAGGAGAUCUUGGAAAGGACUACGAACACUGUAUGGCUCUUCACCGUAAGCUGGAUGAUGUGGAUUCUGACAUGCGUGUUGAUGAUGCACGCUUCACAAAUAUCAACAAAUUGGCAGAUAAAAUAAUCAAGCAGGGUUGUGGUGACAAUAAGGCUGUUCAACAAAGAAAGAGUGAAUUAAAUCACAAGUGGCGUGCACUUAAGGGAGCUAUUGAUAGGUACCGUUCUGACUUGGCAGGAGCCUUGGAAAUACAUGCUUUUAACAGGGAUGUGGAUGACACUAAGGACCGCAUUAGUGAAAAAGCUGUAAUCUUAGCAAAUGAAGAUACAGGUAAAGACCUCACCCAGGUUGAAACCUUGCAAAGAAAGCAAGAAACAAUAAUUCGUGACAUGACGGCAAUUGAAAAGAAGAUAAAACAGCAUGAAAAAGAUGCUUAUAACCUUGCAAAUAAGUACCCAGAUAAGAAGGAUCCCAUCCAUGAGAAACAAGCCGAGGUGUUGGAGGCUUGGACGAGACUUUGUGAAGGGUCGCACGGAAGGAAGGAGAAGUUGAUUUUGUCCUAUACAUUACACAAAUUCCACACAGACUUGAGGGAACUAGAGAGAUGGGGUGAAGAUAUUGUGAGCCGCAUGAAUGCAACACCAUUACCAAGCAACACUGCUGAAGCCGAGAUGUUGCUCCAGAGUCACCAGGAGAGAAAGGCAGAAAUUGAUGGUCGCAAAGACGUUUUCAAGGCCUUGCAACGUUUUGGGAAGAAGCUCAUUGCUGAUAACCAUUUUGCAAAGGAAACUAUUCAACAAGACCUUGAAACAUUAUCAGAAGUAGAGAACAAGGUUAUUGUCUAUUGGAGUGACCGGCAAAAAGUUUUAUCCCAAGCUCAUCAGCUUCAAGUGUUCCUAGAGAUGACUGAGCAAGCCAACUCCUGGCUUGCCAGUAAGGAAGCCUUCCUCAAUAAUGAUGAUCUUGGGGAUUCAAUGGGAUCUGUAGAAGUUUUAAUAAAAAAACAUGAGAGUUUUGAAAAAACAUUUGAAGCUCAGGGUAACAAGAUAGAACAGCUGGAGGUGUUUGCCAAGGAUCUUCUCGACAACGACCACUACGACAGUGAUGGAAUUCGUCGUCGCUUGAGAGUGGUUACAGACAAGCGAGACAACCUGAAGACAAAGUCAAAAGUGCGAACACACAAGCUUGAAGAGUCAAAAUCCUUACAGCAAUUCCUCAGAAAUAUUUAUGAGGUUGAAGGGUGGAUUUCCGAGAAGUUGCAAGUCGCUUGCGAUGAAAGCUACAGAGAUCCUACCAAUCUUCAGUCAAAGAUUCAGAAACAUGGAGCAUUUGAAGCGGAGGUGCUGGCCAACUCUGGGAGAGUUACAGCUGUUACCCAUGAAGGUGAGGGACUCAUCUCUGGUGGUCAUUAUGCCGAGCAAGAGAUCCAGGCUCGCUUGGAUGGUCUAGAGUCUUUAUGGAAACAGUUGCAAGAUUCAUCUCAGCUGAAGAAGGAUAGACUAAAUGAAGCAUACCAAGCAUUGCUUUUUAACCGAACUUUGGAUGACCUUGAAUCUUGGAUUGACGAUGUCGAGACCCAACUUCAGUCCGAGGAUCACGGCCGUGACUUGACAUCUGUCCAGAGUCUUUUAAAGAAGCACCAGCAACUUGAGGCAGAUGUUGCUGCUCAUCAGAGUGAAGUGGAUCAAGCCAGAGAGGUGGCUCAGUCGUUUGCAUCAGCUAAUCAUUUUAUGAGUGAAGAAAUAAGAGAGCGAGUAGAAGCUGUUACUAAGAGGUACAAUUCUUUACACGAGCCAAUCCACAUCCGACACGAGAAUUUGGAGGAUGCCAUGUUACUGCAGCAGCUGUUAAGGGAUAUUGAAGAUGAGCUGCUGUGGGUGGCAGAGAAGGAACCCUUGGCAGCUAGUCAAGACCUCGGGUCUUCACUUACAGCUGUACAGAACCUCCAGAAAAAACACCAAGCAUUGGAAGCAGAAAUUCAAUCCCAUGAACCAGUCAUUAAUAGUGUAAAUAGCCGAUCGCAGCAGAUGAUAAGAUCUGGUCACUUUGCAUCUACUGAGAUUGAAACAAAAAUCACACAACUGCUUUCAAGCUUAACACAACUGAAGGACACGGCAAGUGUGAGGCGGCUCAGACUCCUUGAUGCUGUAGAGUCACAAUUGUUUUAUACAGAGGCCAGUGAAGCCGAAGUGUGGAUGAGAGAGAAAAAGCCACAGCUUCUGUCUCAAGACUUUGGAAAAGAUGAGACCUCUGCUGGAGCAUUGACCAAAAAGCUUGAUAAUGUUGCACGUGAUUUGGAGAGUUUUAAAUCCACUUUAGAGAAGCUCUCGGGAUUGUGCUCCAAGCUUACAGAAAGGAGACAUUUUGAUAGUGAAAAUAUUUCCAAGAAAAUGGAUGAUGUGACAGAAGAGUAUGCCGAACUGAAAAUUUUGAGGGAGAAGCGAGCCAAAAGGUUAGAAGAGAGCCACACAUUAUUUGCAUUCAUUCGGGAAAGCGAUGAAGUGGGCGAAUGGCUAAAUGAUCAGAUGGCUAUAGCAGCGAGUGAGGAUUACGGGAGGGAUGUGGAGCAUGUUGAAAUCCUGAUCCAGAAGUUUGAGUCCUUCCUUAGUGCUCUGGCUGUGAAUGAAGAAAAACUAGUCAGUAUAAAAGGGAAGGCAAAAACCCUUUUUGAGGGUGGACAUCCUGAGCCAGAGAGAAUUAAGGAAAAGACUGAUGAACUGCAGCAGUUAUGGGAGGACUUGAAAGAGCUGGCCAAUGCAAGACAAGAAGCUCUCGCUGGAGCUAAGCAGGUUCAUGUGUUUGACAGAAAUGCAGAUGAGACAAUCAGCUGGAUUGCAGAAAAAGAUGCAUUUAUAUCAUCAGAAGAUUAUGGUCAUGAUUUAGAAACUAUUCAAGGCUUAGCAAGGAAGCAUCAAGGAUUUGAGAGAGACUUGGCAGCAGUAAAGGAACAGGUGGAGUCGGUGGUUGAGGAAGCCAAGCGUCUGGCUGAGUUGUUCCCAGAUGCCAGAGAACAUAUUUCUGUCAAACAUGAAGAAACUGUUGAAGCAUGGAAUGAUUUGUUAGACAAGUCUGCACAAAGGAAAGACAAGCUGUAUCAAGCUGAGAAACUACAGUCAUACUUUGACGAUUACAGGGAAUUGAUGGUUUGGUUGAGCGAAAUUUUAGCGAAGAUUACAGCACCCGAGUUGCCAAGAGAUGUCCCUGGCUCGGAAGCUGUGAUCUCAAGACACAAGGAACACAAGACAGAAAUUGAUGCCCGGGCAGAUGCCUUUGACAAGUUUAGUGCAGCUGGUAAUGCUCUCAUUGAUCAAGGUCACUUCAUGGCAGAGGAAAUAGCCGAGAAGAUUGCCACGCUGGAGGCUCGUAGGAAGUUACUUGUUGAAUCCUGGCAAGCAAGAACUACUAUAUAUGAACACAACUAUGACUUGAGGGUGUUCUUGCGGGACACUCAUGUAUUUGAAGCGUGGAUAGAAUCGCGUGAAACUAUAGUCAAGGAUGACCAGAUGGGCGAUUCUAUACCGGAGGUGGAAGAACUAAUCCGUCGCCAUGAUGAUUUUCUCAAAACCAUUGAUGCCCAGGAGGAUAAGCUGGAUCCUAUUAAGAGAUAUACUUUGAUUGAAGCAGAAUUCCAAGCUCAGAAGAGACGGGAAGAGAACGCCAGGAAAGCCGAACUGGCUCGAAGGGAACAAGAACGCAUGGAGAACAUGAAACGAAAAGAGGUUCAGCGAAUCACAGAUGAACGACGGCGUGAAGAUGAAAGACGGCGAACGCAGGAAAUAAAGUUUACUAAAGAAGACAUGGAACGAGUUCGUCUGACAAUGAAUGGAGACUAUGCAAAGGCACCUUCCACUGCACGGGAGCCAGAGUCUCAGUCUAGUUCCAGCUCUGAGGCAGCUGAGACAUCGAGCACUCCUGAGGUUCAUCCAAGGUACCGGAAGCGUUCAAGCUCUCUGGGAGAGGUUCUCAUAAGGAAAACUCUGGAGGUACCUGAUGGAGAUGGUCUUUAUAGAUCUGGGUCCCAGACAAGUCUGACCAGUCUAAAGAGAGGUAACAGCUUGCGCCAGGAACUGUUCAGAUCAAAUCCUCCUUUUAACAGAGGUGCUGAUCUCAAGAGAGCCGAGAGUAUGAAAGUCGACUUGAAGAAAGCCAAACGAACUCCAAGCUUCACCACCCGACGGAGAACACAAAGUUUCCGCAAACACAAGCGUAUGGAAAAUAUGGCCAAUUUGCCACCAGUCGAAAUACAAGGUUAUCUUGAGCGUAAGCAGGAACUACAGAGUGGCGGUAAAAAGGCAACAAUCAGAUCGUGGAAAAUCUUUUACACAGUACUGUGUGGUCAGUUGUUGUGCUUCUUCAAGGACGAUGAUGAUUUCUAUGACCAGAAGGCUGCCUCUCCCCCAAUUUCCAUUCAUCAAGCGAAGAUUGAGAUAGCUGAUGACUAUACCAAAAAGAAACAUGUUUUCAGAGUGAUCACUCGGGAUAAUGCAGAGUAUCUCUUUGUUGCCGAGUCUGGAGUUAAUCUUGAGGAAUGGGUCACCAAAUUGGGAUUCCAUGCCCAGCUGCCACCAUCAAUGCAGCUCAUGUCAUAUGACAACCAUAAGGAAGGGGAGGUGGGCAGCGACAUGGUGGCAGUUCCUUCCCGUGACUCGGACAACUCAUCGGGUCACUCUACUCCUGAAGUCCAUCACCGCAGUGCUGUCAGCUGCCAUCCGCAGGGGGCAGGAGGUGGUUUAGAUCCAACCAGGCCACAUUCUCAGGCCCUUGACAAUCCCCUGUAUGCCAAUCUGGAGCAUAUGCAGGACAAGACUAAACCACCUGUUCCACCUCGGGGAAGUACAGGUAGCAAUCGUUCUUCACGCUCAUCAUUGGGAGAUGAAGGCCCUAUCUAUCAAAACCGUAUCUCUGUUGUGCCUUCUUAUGAGGUAUCAUCAGAAAAUGCCUACCAGAAUUACCCGACAGACAGACCAAAUGGUCAUCGACGAGAUUCAUCAGAAAAUAUGAAUGGAGAUGACUUACCCCCACUGCCUAGAACAGCUCCACCACUGGUAAUGACUCGGCCCCCUGUAGCACCCAGUCGGGCCAGGUAUGCGGAGCAGACGUGGGUGAGUGGGCCACACCAGCCCGGCAUGCCUCACCACGUGGGUGGUUCUCACUACGGACAGCAGAUGGGUCAUAUGGUUAGCCAUCACCACCAGGUAGCCCAACAUCACACAGGUCAAGGGGGCCACUUCUCCCAAGUGUCACGUGUCUCUCAUCAGCAGUAUGCGUACACCUCACAGGGUUCCACCCAUCAACCAGACAUAACUGAUGGUGUUCCAGGUAGUCGACAGCCAUACACGGAGUAUUCUUCCCGAACCAUGUCCCUGCCCCAGGGCAGUAGUCUUCCUUCCUCGGGCGUGCCUGUCGCUGUUACCACCAGUAGUGGACCCGUACCCUCCAACCGCUAUUCUGCAACUAUUGACCGUCAAGGUCUCAGUGAAAGCUCCUCAGAAGGAGAUGUACCUGUGUCUGCCAACAAGAAAGAGAAAGAAAAGAAAGGCUCGGUAUUUAAGUUCUUUGGAAGAAGAAAGGGUGCCCAAGUAUAGUUAUUUUAAUUACCAAAUAUUGUUUUCAAGAGUUAUAUAGUUAUUAUAAAUAUUGUGCCACUUAGGAAUAUACUUAUUUUUCAAGUUAUAAGGAUUUAAUUCAUAAAAAUUUUAUUUUAUUUUUUUAUUUGUUGAAGCCUGUUAAAGAUGUUAAUACAACACACCACCCAAAGAUGUACCUGAAUGGCUUACCACGAAAUGCCAUCAUGUCAUAAUGUCUUGUUCAGUGGUGCCUCUUAAUAGUCCCAAAGAGGCACUUUAUUCAAGGUGAUUAUGCUUAAAGAAACAGGCUGUGUUGCAGGAGCUUUCACUUAUUUUUGUGAUUGUACGUAUGCUGCUUUGUAUUUCUUUAUAUGAAUGAAGGUUGCUUUUACAGUUUCACAAAAUAUUGCAGAUAUAAGCUUUAUGGACAAAAUACAAGUUAGUGUCUUAUACGAGUGCCUGCAGUCUUUGAGUUUCUAACAGCAGAUUAGGAAGCUGUGAGCGAUUUGUUCAGAUUUAAAGAUUUUAUUAUGGCUCCUUUUAUUACUGUCAAAGUGAUUAAUAUGGAAUUUUUUUCCUGAUACUAUUCUUAUUUGUAAAUAAUUCUAUAAAUAUUGUUAAAAGAAAAUUAUUUUGUGGAGUGAAGGACGUAUGUGUGGAAUGGUAUUGUGUUGCAAAUUGUAAUGUUGCUAAUAUAAUGAUGAUUUAGA